Dermatophagoides farinae (American house dust mite) is the source of this 1145-nucleotide messenger RNA. The record is from RefSeq and is a predicted model, not a curated record. Lineage: Eukaryota; Metazoa; Arthropoda; Arachnida; Sarcoptiformes; Pyroglyphidae.
UUUGGUGAUGGAAAAACAAAUGAAAUUUUUUUUUUAUUAUGGUGAAAUUAUUAAUCAAAAUACACGAAAACUAAAAUAUGGAAUUUGAAGGAUUAAAUAACCAAAUUGAAAAAUUCAACAUUCUUCAAGAUGAAAUGGAUAAAGUCGAACAAAUACGACAACGUUUACGUGAUAGAACCAAAGAAUUGGAAGAAGUUUAUGAACAAAGAUAUGUGAAUCAGAUAUCUACAUUGACUGAAGAGAAUCUGAAGCUGAUGUUGGAUGUACAUCUACUUUCCUAUCAAUGUGAUUUAUUAACUUUUAAUAAUAAUAACAAUAAUAAUCGAAAUGCACAAAACAAUCCAUAUGGAUAUGGACCAUCAAGAUUCAAUAAUCCUUAUAUGAAUCGUAUGGUUCCAUCACGUCCACUUAUUGCCAUUCCUGAUAUGAUAGCUGGUCCAUCAUUCAUGAUCAAUCGAAAUCAAGUUGAACCAUGUUUAGAUAUUGAUAACAAUAUUUUGUCAAGACGAUUACCACAUUCAAAUCAGAUUGCGGCCACUUUACAACCAUGUAAAUUGAUUUCAUCCAAUACUAAUACUACUACUAAUAAUAAUAAUAAUCAAAAAUCACCACCAUUACCACCAAGACCAAAUCGACAACAACAUCCAUCUCGAUCACCACCACCACCACCACCACCAUCGUCUUCUCAAUACAAAUCAGGAGGUCAUGAUCAUCAUCGUCAUCCAAUGAUGAUGACCAAUGAUAGUCAACAACGUAAAUGGAAAUGUGCCCGUUGUACAUUUGAAAAUAGCGAAAGUCUUAACAAAUGUGAAGUCUGUGAAUUUGCACGAUUAGUACCGCCAUUAGAUACGAUCAUAACGAAUAAUCUGGAUUCAUUACAUACAUUGGCCGAUUCCAAACAUUCACCAACAUCACCAUCGCCGCCAACACAUGGACAUCACGGUAAAAAAUGGAACAAACGACAUAAUCAUUGAAUCAGCGGAUGAAUUUUUUUUUUAGAUAACAAACAAAACAUACAAAACCAGUGCCUUGUUACGUUACAACAUUCAACCCAUAUCCAAUUUACCUUCCAAUCGUUGAUAAUGGAUGUAGCAAUGAAACGAUGAAAGAGAAUACAAUAAAUAAAUUAAAUCUUAAUUCAUCCA